This is a messenger RNA of Ostertagia ostertagi, 1161 nucleotides long. The record is from the annotation of a GenBank genome assembly. NCBI's taxonomy places the organism in Eukaryota, Metazoa, Nematoda, Chromadorea, Rhabditida, Trichostrongylidae.
AUGAUUAUGGUACCGCUCAUCAAAAACAAAUCGUUUCAGGACUCUCCUAUGCGAUUGCACGGCUCAUCAGCCAGCAGUGCAUCAGUGGCGAGUCGUCUCUACGGUACUCGUUCACGUCGUGACUCCCUUGGCUCCGAUCCAGAACUCAUCUCGUUCUCCGAUACGGAUAUGCAUGAUAUCACCAAUCAGGUGACAAUGAUCUCGAAGAAACUCUCCGAGAUGGAAGAACAGCAGUUGCACAGCAACGACGAACGUGGUCGACUUCGAACGGAGAACGCCGUCCUAACAGAGCGUGUUCACGUGCUCGAAGAACAGCUGUUGGUCGCUGAGCAAAGGUUUCGAGAACAGCUACAGGAUGAGAAGAACCGGACACGAGAGCUGUUACAGCGAAUUGAGCGUGAAAAACAAUUGGAGAAUGAAAGCCUAUCAUUGAAAUAUCAGACCUUAUAUGCGGCCAGAAAAGAGGCAGAGAAAGCCCGGGAGGAGACGGCGAAACAGCUUGAAGUCGUGGAGGAUCUUCGUGGACAGCUGGCUGAGAACAAGUUGCUCAUUGAAGAUCUUGAGGAUGAACGCAUUAAGUUCAAAGAAGAAGCCCAGCAAGACAUUGACAGCAGUUCAGAAAUGGUCGAGGUACUUACGCAGCAAACGGAGGAAUUGCGGCGAAACGGUGCGCCCAGACAGGGGUCGAUAAUCGAGCAGAUGAGCGGCCUUGAAGAGUCGUUGGAGCAGGCACGUGCGGACAUUCGCGACUUGCAACGCGAACGUGACGACUUGCAAGCACAAUUAUUGGCUGCCAGUGUCGAACGAGGGCGGAGUUUGCUGGCCGACGAGCCGUCAUUGGCUGACGAACUCAUGAGCGGAGGCGGAGACUCGCAACAGAUUCUGGAAGCGCUCCGCGAACAAGAAGUCUGUAAUCAAAAACUGCGGGUGUAUAUUAAUGGUAUACUAAUGCGUGUUAUUGAACGACAUCCGGAGAUUCUUGAGAUUGGUGAGCGAACAGAAGCAACAAGCACCCAGUUGACGGUGCGCCGGAGCAGCCACGACUCAGCUAGCCGACGCCAUGCCCGAUUCGUCAUCGUCAUCGUCAACGUCGACGCCGUCGUUGUCAGCACGUCUGACGUCUUAUCUCCCAACAUCGUUCUUACGGUGGGGUUGACGUGA